UACUGCAAUUCUGACAGUUAUUUUCAUUGCAGAGAUGUAGAUAAUAUUUAACAUGUUUUAAAGUAAUUAAAGCCGUGUUAGGCUUAUAUAUCUUUACGGUAUAUGGAACGAGGAACAGUUAUAAUCUUAUACUCAAAAGGGAAGUAAAUCAAAGAAUUCGACAGCCUCGGUCUGGUCGAUUGCGCGAACCGUCGAAAUGGACAAAACAGGGAACACAACUGAGUCUGUGCUCGCUCAGUUUUGUUCUGUUACAGGAGCAGAUGCUGCCAUGGGUAGGCAGUUGUUAGAAGCAUGUGGAGGAAAUUUAGAGCUGGCUAUCAAUAUGCACAUGGAAGGUGGUGGUAGUGGUGCUGGUGCAUCUAAUGCAGUUGAUGAAGUAAGGGCUCCCAUUCCCCAAAUUCAGGAAACAUUGGUGGAUGAUGCUCCAGUAUAUGGAACAUUUCGAGGACGGAAAAGAAAAACAAGAUCUGUGUUUGAUGGAUUCAGGGAUUUUCAGGAAGAAGCUC
This is a messenger RNA of Ruditapes philippinarum (Manila clam), 506 nucleotides long. Its product is annotated as UBX domain-containing protein 7-like. Gene Ontology annotation, molecular function: ubiquitin binding. The record is from RefSeq and is a predicted model, not a curated record. Gene Ontology annotation, cellular component: nucleus. Lineage: Eukaryota; Metazoa; Mollusca; Bivalvia; Venerida; Veneridae. Gene Ontology annotation, biological process: proteasome-mediated ubiquitin-dependent protein catabolic process.